Molecule: messenger RNA, 2901 nt
Organism: Strongyloides ratti
Lineage: Eukaryota; Metazoa; Nematoda; Chromadorea; Rhabditida; Strongyloididae
Exons: 2
Coding region: 1-2901 (966 amino acids)
Source: RefSeq, a predicted model, not a curated record
AUGAAAUUAUUCUAUUUAUUUUUUCUUCUUAUCAUUAUUUAUUUAUCAUAUGGAAUUCCUAAUCAAAGAACUAGAUGUGCAAUUGAAUGUUACAGUUCAUGUGCUUUUUCUGGUACGAAACAAGCUUUAUCAUGUAAUUGUACUUUACAAGUUUUAUCAGCAUCUAAUUGUACAUCUGUUGAUGAGGACAUGCUUUCAACAGAAUUAGAAUCAAGUGAUUCUAUUUCAGUAUGGUCCCAAUAUAUUUCUGCUCAUGCAAUACAAAUUAAAAUUCAAUCAUUUCCAUCAGCUUUUAUUUAUAUUUUUGAAUAUACCCCAACAAAUAAUAGUAUUUCAGAUGAGGAUAAAGAAUGGAGUUAUGGUGGUUCCUCAUCAACACCAACUAUCUCAUUUUCUAUUUCUGAUAUUUGUCAAGAGUAUCAAUUUAGAGUUAUUAUUAUUCUUAAAACAUCAGAUCCUACAAAAUUUAUUAAAGUUUUUUCUCCUAUAAAUAUUCCACAACAACUUCCAAGUAUGGAUAUCUCUCCAGAUAAAAUAUCAAUACAAUUACCACAAAUUUCUAAUGAUGGUAAAAAUAUUACAACAUCUUUUUCAUGGGCUUUACCAAAUGGAUAUAUGAAUUAUGAUAUAUUUGGUUAUGAAUCACCACAAGCUUACUCAAUUAAUUGUUUCUCCAAUUCAGAUGAUAUUUUAAUAGAGGAUGAGUAUGAGAAACCAUCUGUUGAAGUUUUAAGAAGUGGUGGUGGGAUGAUGAUAUGGAGUUUACCUAUUGAAUAUUUUAUAAAAGAAUGUAGAAUAUGGAUGGAAGUUAAAAUGAUACCUAGAUGUUCAAAAAUUGAAGCUACUGAUAUUAGUACAUCAAUAGAUUUAGAUUGUGAUUCAUUUCCAAAAUUAUCACCAUGUAAUAGAAAAAAUAAAAUCUCACAAUGUAUUGAUGUAAUUGAUGUAUGGGGAGAAGGUAAAAAAACAAAUAUUCAUUGGCAAAUGCCAUCGUUAUUAAACAAUGAUGAAAAAUUCUUUCAUAUAAUUUAUGGUAAAGCUCAACAAUCUGGAGCAUUUCCUUAUAACAUGUGGAAAAUAGAUAAUUUUCAAGAAAAAUUAGUAAAUAUUACAGAGAAUCAUCUUAUAAUAGAUGUUGAAUCAAAUAUUCCAUAUGCAGUUCAAGUAUGUACCACAAAAAAUCAAUCUUCCAUAAAAACGGGAACAGAGAAAAUUGGGUAUGUAAUUCCAUUUAUCUGUUCUUAUUGUCAAAUGAGGGAUAAGAUAAUUGAUAGUAAAUAUUGUUUGGAAUGUCAAAAAAUUGAAAAAAGAAUGCCUACUUUUAAUGCUAUUUGUCCAAAAGAUAAUUUUUGUAAUAUUUCUACUAAAUUAAUACAUAACAAUAAAGUGGAAAAUUCAAAAGAUCUCAAAGUUAUCACCGGUGAUACAAGACAAAUAAAUGAUGAAAAGAAAAAUGAGAAACAAUUUAACAUAACAAAAAAUGGUUUUGGAGUAAUUACUGAUUUAUCUUUUUUUACAAAAAAUUCUCCAGAAAGUAGUGGAAGGCAAUUUGAUACAAAAACAAUUUAUAAUAUUCCACCUAUUCCUAUUCAUAAUAAUGACACAGGAAUUCAAGGAACUAUUCAAGCUGUUGAAGCAAAAGCAAUAGUACUUGAUAAAGUUAAUGAUAAUAUUUUUACAAGUACAAUAAAAUUAGAUCACUUUAAAACAAUAAAUAUCCCUUCAAAUUUUAUACAUAAUCAUGGUGAAAAUGUUUCAAAAGAUAAAAUUCAUAUUAUAGAAGUGGAACAAAAAUUUACAACUACAACAGAAUCUAUAACUUCUAUUCAAACUACAACAACCCAAAGAACAACAACAAAAAUACCUUAUAAUAUGAUAUCACAAAUUCAUAGUAAUAAUUUACAUCAAGGUCCAUGUAGAAUGAGAAGUGGAAUUAUAUGUGAAUAUGGUUGUCGUUCUGAGGCAUCCUGUAUCUGUCCUUCAUUUCAAAAUACUUCUUGUAUACGUGGUCUAUAUUGUCCACCAAUACCUGAUGUUAUGACUUACUAUAAUCAAACCACAAAUACUAUAAAUAUAGUAGAUAAAACAUUUUUUAAUAAUAUAAUUAAUAAUACAAAUUUUAUCAAAACAUUUACUAAUUUAUAUAUUGAAAUAUCUGAAUCAACAAAAGAUAUCGAUAUCAAAAGAAUAUAUAAAAACAUUGAUCUAAAAGAUGGAAAAAAAAUUAUAUUUUUAAAUACAACUGGAAUUCAAUUGAGAAUUGAUAACAAUAUAAACUAUAAAAAAGAUGCAUUUAAUAAUUAUUUAUUAAAUAUAUGCCUAUAUAAUAAUACAAUUUUUAAAAAUGGACCAUCAAUAUAUUAUAAUAAAUUAACUCCUAUUCCAUUUGCUACAAUAAAAGAUUACAUGAAUAGAUAUCAAAAUAAUAGUAUACAAAUACUUUCUGAAGAUACCUUUAAAACAAUAAAAAAUAAACAAUCUACAGAAAUAGAAGAACCAAAAGUUCAAACAUCUUGGUUUAUUUAUCUUCUUCCAAUUAUUUUUGUUAUAAUAAUAACAAUAUCAUUAUUAAUAUAUUAUUGUUUUGUUAAAAGAUACCAACGUCUUGGAAAUGUAGCUUUUUAUAAUACUGUUAAUAAUCCUUUACGUUCAACAUUACAAUUAUCAGCAUACCGUCCAACAAUUGAACAUCUACCAAAUGAAUAUUAUAUUAAUACAUUAGAUAUAAAUAAUAUAUUACCUAGAGUUAAAAUACCUACAAAUUUCAAUGAUCAUAUAUAUCAUGAAAAUGGUAUACAAAAAUCUUCAACAAGUUAUAUAAAUGGAUCUUUUGAGAGAGAUUCUCAAGAAGUUUCUUUAACAGAAAAUUCAAGUUUAAAAAUUGAUGAAAGAAAAAUUUAA